AUGACACGAGAGAGCAUCAGAACGCGCAUUCUCAUUCUGUCAGACACGCACGCGGCUCUACCUCAAGGACAAGCACCUCAAUCAGAACCUCGAUCAAGGUCUCAUCCUGAACGCCAAUAUGAACCUCAACCUCAAGAUGCUGAUACUGUCGGGACGCCCUUCCGUCAGCCUCUCCCUUCCGCAGACGUCCUUCUACACUGCGGCGACCUGACCAUGAACGGCUCGGUCGAGCAGCACAAGCGGGCCAUCCAGCUCCUCUCCUCCGUGGACGCGGACCUGAAGAUCGUGAUCCCAGGCAACCACGACAUCACGCUCGACCGGCCCUACUACGCCCAAUACCCGACCCUGCACGGCCCGCGGCCCCCGUACUCGGCGCAGACGCUCGACAUGAUCCGCGACAUGUACGUCGGCCAGGAGGCGCGAGACGCCGGCAUCCGCUAUCUCGAGGAGGGCGUGGGCGCGUUCACGCUCCGGAACGGCGCGCGGCUGACCGUCUAUGCGAGCGCGUAUCAGCCCGAGUUCUGGAAUUGGGCGUUUGGUUAUGAGAGGGGAGGAGCCGAUCGGUUUAAUUGGGAUUCCGGUUCGGACUCGGACUUGGAUUCAAAGUCGUAUUCGCAUGCGGAUCCUGGGCAUGAGGUUGAGGUAGGCCAAGGAAAAGGCAAAGGUAGUGUUGCUAAGCAGCGGCCGAGGAACCCCGUGCCGGAUUUCAAGCGGACAUGGCGCCCUAGCCCUGGAAAGCCGAGCGAGCGGAGAGAUGGGAACAGUGAAGAGCCUGGUCGAGGUCUGGAGGGAUGUGAUGGUUCUGGCGUGGUUGGGAAUGCUGGGGCUUGUACUGGUACUGGUACUGGUACUGGCACUGGUACUGGCACUGGCACUGGCACUGGCACUGGCAAAACUGGGCAUCUUUCUACUGCUACUGCUACUGCUGCUGAUGCUGACAUUGAAGGCCAAGAGAAAGGUCAAGAUGCAGGUCAAGAGAAAGCGCAAGAUGCACAUCAAGGCGAAGCUGAUUCUGGUCCCGAUCCCGAUCCAAGCAUCGAUAUCAUGCUCACCCACGGCCCACCGCACGGCAUCCUAGACCGCACUGCGACAGGACAAGACGUCGGCUGCGAAUACCUCCGCAAGGCCGUGCAGCGAUGCAGACCGCGAAUGCAUUGUUUCGGCCACAUCCACGAGGCCUGGGGCGCGGUCAGGAAGGGAUGGGUUGUCGAAGGUGCAAAGGAUCCAGGCCCAGGUCAAGAUCACCCACCACAACUAUCGCCAUCACCAUCACCAUCGCUACCACUACCAACUCCUUCCCGCAAAACCCAGAUCCGGGAGAAAUGCAACUUUCUCGACGCGACAGACCUGCAAUUCGGACACGAGACGCUCUUCGUCAACGCGAGUAUUAUGGAUUUACGGUAUAAACCGGUCAAUGCGCCGUGGCUGGUGGACUUGAUGUUGCCAGCGGCGGCGUCCGUGGGCGAGUUGUCGUCGUUGGGGUCGGGGUCGACAUCAACGUCGACGUGA
Molecule: messenger RNA, 1509 nt
Organism: Capronia epimyces CBS 606.96
Lineage: Eukaryota; Fungi; Ascomycota; Eurotiomycetes; Chaetothyriales; Herpotrichiellaceae
Exons: 1
Coding region: 1-1509 (502 amino acids)
Molecular function (GO): hydrolase activity
Source: RefSeq, a predicted model, not a curated record